Messenger RNA from Mobula hypostoma (lesser devil ray), 3300 nucleotides. RefSeq names its product mediator complex subunit 22 (gene med22). NCBI's taxonomy places the organism in Eukaryota, Metazoa, Chordata, Chondrichthyes, Myliobatiformes, Myliobatidae. Gene Ontology annotation, cellular component: mediator complex. Gene Ontology annotation, molecular function: transcription coregulator activity. The record is from RefSeq and is a predicted model, not a curated record. Bases 548 to 1180 code for a protein of 210 amino acids. The transcript is spliced from 5 exons. Gene Ontology annotation, biological process: regulation of transcription by RNA polymerase II.
CUGAAUACUCUUCUCAAACCUCUAGACUAGAACUGAACCUACAAUCUUUGAAAUUAGACUCAUUAAAUCCAGCAAUUAGGUUAUUACAUUGAUUACCAUCCCUAGAGUUUUACUGUGACCAAUUGUCAGCAGCUCUAGACCAUGACUAUACAAGAAUCGUGAUCACUUAUCUUGCAUCUGUGAAAGGCACUUAUGUUUCAAAGGUUUAUUUAUUAUCAGAGUAUGCAAGUCUGAAAUUUUCCUUCUCCAGAUAGCCACGAAACCAAGUAAGAAAAGGACGGCAGCAUGAUAAUCGACCCCCAAAUCCCUCCUCCCCACACAAAAAAAACUAACAAAAACGGAAUCAGCACAGUGACCCCCAAGUUCCCCUCACCCGCACACAAAAAAACGAGAAGGAUCGGACGGAAACACAGAAUACAAAAAAGGCCAUAAGACUGAAAAUAAAAGCCCACAGUCCAAGUCCACAUCCACAAUGCAGAAAACAUGGACAACAUUCUCCCCUCUGUAGCAGAGCAAUCUCACCAGCAAUUAAAAGGACAAGAGCAGAAUGUCCCAGCAACGGACUCUGCCUCAAAGUAAGGAAAUCCUGCUCCAAUCCUACAACAAGAGACUGAAAGAUGACAUCAAAUCUAUUCUGGAUAACUUCACGGAAAUCAUUAAAAGUGCUCGGGUUGAAGACGAGACGCAGGUUUCCCGCGCGACUCAGUGUGAACAAGAUCACUAUGAGAUGCAUGUGAGAGCAGCAAAUAUUGUGCGUGCUGGGGAGUCUCUCAUGAAGCUGGUGUCAGACCUUAAACAGUUCCUGAUUCUGAACGACUUUCCCUCCGUGAACGAAGCCAUAAACCAGCGAAAGCAGCAGCUUCGGAGUCUACAGGAAGAAUGUGACAAGAAGCUGAUCACCCUACGAGAUGAGAUCGCGGUUGAUCUGUACGAGCUGGAAGAAGAAUAUUACUCCUCCAGCUACAGCCUGUGGGAUGGUGCUGACCUCCCACUCUGUGAAGCAUACCGGAGACGGGAGGAGGAGGGGGCAGCCACAGCUGAAGAGGAGAUGGCGAUGGAAAUCGUGUCCUCUGCCUCGGUGGUGGCCCCUGGAGAAGCUAACACUGGAGCAACGCUGAGCACUACAGCCUUGCAACCGCAGGUGAACGGCCACAGAGCGGGCACCCCGGAUCCUGUCUGACGGGCAGCAGAGAUCUUGGACUGAGCUGCCAUGUCCGCAACGAACAAAGCUGCUGGAAUGGAGCAGUAACACAGACGAGAACGUUUCACAACAUGCAUUCAAAAGCGCCGUGCCUCCUCUAACACUGUUUACGAGAUGCUGCUGACCAGGCAAACAAGUCAAUGGAAAAAAGGACUCCUGGGAAAUUGAGGUUGCUGCAGUGGAAUUAGAAAGAGAAAGAUGGAUUUGUGGAUGGGGUGAAGCUGGUCUUACGGCACUGGCACAGGGUUGCUCAUGGUGAUUUACCUGCCUUUUUUUUUGAUCCGGGUCUCUCCCAUUUAAAGCGAACAAAACAAGGGCAGUAAAGCUGGCUAGCCAUUGAUCGAAGGCCAGCUUCUCUCUUCACCGCCCCAAGCCCAUCCAAAAUCUUUUUUCUUUCUGACGCUGAUCAACUUACUGUUCAUUUUCACCUCUUUUUGAAAGGGAUACGUUCUUUUGCCUGCUGUUUGGUUAAGUGGCUGAUUUUCUCCAUUAUUGGGUCAGUAACUUGGAACUCACGGCAUUGUCUGACAUGUGGUUUGUAAAUGUAAUGGCAACAUUUUCAUUUAGUUGCUUGUGAGUUCUAAUCUGGGCGAACAUCCAAAUCAAACAGGAAAAUUCAAGGUAGGAAACUUCAUAUAUUUUUAACUUCAAACUGUUUGACCUCAAGAGAACAGCAAGUAGUUAAAGUGUUAACAAAACUUUGAUGUGAAAGUGACUGUGCAGUACUGCCUGGAGCUGAAAGCUCACUGUAAUCCUCAACAGUAUUACUUGCUGCAGUCAUAGUGUUGACGCAAUAAAAGUAUUACCAUUCCUGAAGAACUUGCAGCAAAAUGACACUGUGUAGUUUUUCAAUUUGUUAGUAAAUUUCAACUGGAGGCAGUUGUUCUGUGUUUUUUUUUGUCCCAUAGAUUCUCAUUCAAGGUGUGACAAGUGAUUGUGAAGUCUAUGCCUUAUAAGAUUAAAAAGUGGUGGUGUGUAUUAGCCUGUCCUUAGCAGUGAUGGAUCUCGGCCAAGGUUUCACCGUACCUGGGGAGGGGGAAUGAGGUGGAGGGAAACAAGUGGCGAUUUUACUCCUGUCCCCUGAUAGCCUGCGUACAAAAUGAUGGUUUGAUGAUUGUCUCAUACACUGAAAGAUAUUGAAAACUUUCAUUUUGUGAAGGUCAUCUGAUUUCAAACAUGGGACGUACUGGGAAGAAGAACAUAAAGGAUGUCCCAUGACCUUUGUACCAUUGAAAGUGAGAGAAACACUUAUUGUAGUUCCAUUCUGAUUGGAAACAAGUUAAACUUCAGUUGCACAACAAGGCUACAUUAAACAUAUUGGCUGAUGCUUAACUGCUUGCGAUUAGCACUAACAGAAUCAUGGGGAAUGUUACGAGAAUACACAUAAAAUUAAGAUGUUUGCUGGCCUGGGCUAGCAUCAGUGGCAUCAGCAGUUGGUCUGCCACCUGCCCUCAGGGGAAGGAGAGAUAAGGAACAAUGGAGCAGCGUCUGGAGAUGUGUAAUGAAGGGAUGUGGGAGGAAGAGCUGUCUGGAGCGGCUCCCCCCUUUGAACCCUGAACUGUUUGAAGUGAUGGACAGGUGAUACCCCAGCAGGGGGAUAAAAAGGGACAGGUUCGCUAAGACAGACACACACGCCACCCGAGGUAACGAGACCCUGGAAGCGGUGCGCUUCUCACGAGUGGGUGAGAAGUGCCAGACAACGACAAGGGUGGAAAGGUACGAUCAGCGGGAACCCGGUGUGUGUCCGCCCUUGCCUGGGUGCCGGGUUCACUGCAGAGGAUCGACCGCAUCUGGAGGAGGGGUCACAGUCGGUGACCUCAGGUGACAUCACCAAGGACCUGCCCAAAAGCUGUUUGUGAGCCAUCCCGCUGGUCUGUGAGUGAAGCAGUGUUCUGAAUGAUCAGUUGUUCCUAUUCUGUCUCUCUUCCCCCACCUUGUCCAUCGCCAUGGCAACGAUUACUGCGAACUGAACUACAAACUGGACUGAACUUUGAGUCAUUUUGAAAUUGGUCAUUUACCCCUAGACAACGAUAGAGCUUGAUUGAUGCUGUUAUCUUAAUUCUGUGCACAUGUGUGGUUAUCAUUGUUGAAUUGUUGCA